AUGCGCCACAUCAUUGCAUACAGAGGAUCAGAGCUGCAGUCCCCCACCUAUGUGCCCUGUAGAUCGGCCGGAAACCACGAAAAUACUUUUAAAGACUUCCUCGACUGGGCAAACGUUACAUCGCUUACUAAGCUGUACACCUCGGCUAUCUAUGGCCUCACACUAGAUGGCAGUCUUGUGAAGGCGGAUCCCAAGAAGAUGAUCGGUCGUGGAGAGCACGACCAAUCUGCCAAGAUGAGAUCUCAAAACUCGGAGGGGCUGGUGUCGGUGCUAACGGUGCAUACAAAUGAGGACCUCGGGAAUAUUAUACGCUUAUCAAGCACGUUCGUUCAUGUCAGCGGCCCCACCAUCCAUCGAUCACACAUAGGUUCACGAAGACACUCUAUCCGCCCGUAUUUGAUCGAUGAGAUACACUAA
Messenger RNA from Penicillium vulpinum, 417 nucleotides. Its product is annotated as Carboxylesterase type B. The record is from RefSeq and is a predicted model, not a curated record. The transcript has 2 exons. The coding region runs from base 1 to 417 and encodes 138 amino acids. Lineage: Eukaryota; Fungi; Ascomycota; Eurotiomycetes; Eurotiales; Aspergillaceae.